AGCCAGAGAGAUGGUUCGGAUAGAGAGGGCACACUCCAAAACACUGGAGGAGCUUAAAAUCGGUCAUGACGAACGGAUGAGAGAGAUUAUCGACUCACUUGGGGGAUCUCACAGCUCGAUUAUGGAGGUGCAGAGCUGGCUUAACUAUGAACUGGACGGCGUAGUUAAAAAAUCAGUGAAAACCGUCCAGAUGGAAGUAGAACAAAUCAAGGAAAAGACCAAAAAGACCGCCAGCAAACCCAGGCGUCCCCCCACGAGAAGGACUCGGGCUAACAGAAAAUCCGCAGCCACUGACCUAGAGACGGCUAUAAAAGAUCUCACUCGCACAGUCGCAUCACUGGCGACUGACAUCCACUACAUCAAACAAGACCUGUCAGGGAUGGGAGCCAGAAACAAACUAUCAGAAUAUAGUCAAAUCCCCGACGAAGAACCAAAGAGACGGGAAGAGCCUAGCUACGAAGAUAUCAAGAAAGAGCUCAAGGCGAUGAGGGCGGAAACGGAAAGAAUGCUGUCAGACGUCCUCAGAGCUAAACCCGUCUCAAAGGAAGAAAUCGGGGAGGAAAUCAAAGGAGCAACGGCAGCCAUCAUCAACAAAACAAACAGGAUACUUGAAGAGGUGGUAGAGGUAAAAGAAACGACCUUCACAAAUAUGGCCACAAACUCGGCCAACACAACAGGACUCGGAACGGAAUUAGCCAUGGCAGAUACGGCUGCUCAGAUUCAAGGUUUUCUGAAUCCGAUAAGAGCUGACGUGGCGGAAAUGGCCUCUGCGUCCAAAGAGUUAAACAGAACAAUGGAAUGGUACAACUCCUCUUUGAAAAGGGGGAACAAACAUAACAAUACAGUACCAACCUUGGAGCCUGGCAGAUCCUACGCCUCGGUGGUAAAGGCAACACCACAAAAUCAACCCAACCACACAAUAAUAAUCUCCAGCACUGACCCCAAUAACACAGGGAACAAGGUGCUGGAAGAUGUCACAAAGGCACUAGAUUUUAAAAACACCGGCCUAAAAGUGGAUAGGGUCAGGAAGGCUAGGAACAGCAAGGUUUUGCUGAGCUGCCAUGAUAAGGAGGACAUCAUCAAAAUAAAACAUCAAAUAAACAAGAAUAAGAACCUAAAAGCCCACGAGCCAAAGCCCCAAAAUCCCCUAAUAAAAAUAAGAAACGUCAUGUCCUACCUAAAGGAUGAUGAAAUAAUAGAACACAUCAGGGCGCAGAACAAGAAACUGUUCCAAGAUCUGCCUGGUGAAGAAGCACUGCUAAAAAUUCGCUACAGGAAAAGGACAAGAAAUGCCUUACAGUGCCAUAUCAUCCUUGAGGUAAGCCCGCCGCUCCACAAGAGAAUGCUGGACAUGGGUUCUGUGCACAUUGCCAUCCAGAAAAGAGACGUGGAAGACCAGUCCCCACUCGUGCAGUGUGCCAAAUGUCUAGGUUUCGGACACACAAAGACCAUGUGCAAGGAGUCAAGCCAGUACUGCAACUACUGCGGUGGAGCACACUCAUGGCAGGAGUGCCGAACCAGACAGGAAGACAGGCCACCGACAUGCAAAAACUGCAAAGAAAUAAAAACACAAGACAUAUUUCCACAUGUGGCAUUCAGCGAAGAUUGCCCUCAAAAACAAAUGUGGGAUAGAUUGGCGCGUUCCAAGAUAAGCUAUUGCUAAGGUCAGC
Vanessa tameamea is the source of this 1670-nucleotide messenger RNA. RefSeq lists its product as uncharacterized. The transcript has a single exon. The coding region runs from base 11 to 1663 and encodes 550 amino acids. The record is from RefSeq and is a predicted model, not a curated record. NCBI's taxonomy places the organism in Eukaryota, Metazoa, Arthropoda, Insecta, Lepidoptera, Nymphalidae.